GACGCACGCACGCAAACAGGCGACGCAUCAAAGGAUUUGUCAUAUGUUUAGGUUAUUUUUGCACAUGCUGGAGAAGAGGGGAACGAAAAAGUGAUUGUCUGACUCAAAGCCGACGCACAUAUUGUUCAUGUUAAUAUACAGAUAGUUUAUUAUGCGGGGACGACCAGACAAGCAGAUAACUAGCUAGCUGGAGGUUUACAGAGUUAGCAUGUUUACUAGCUGAUAGCGUUAGCCCCGGCAGUGCAGAAACGAUGGAUGCGUUGAGUGCAGUCGCGGAUGAAGUGACUUUGGAGGGACUGGACGGGAUAACUAUACCUUCUUUGUGGGUUCGGUUAGUGGCGAGACAGCCCACGUUUCCCUUCAAGUUGGACGACUGCUCCAAGGAGUUCAUCUGGAAGUCACUAAUCCACAACACCGACUUGACUUUUUAUGAGCUCCCGGAGGAGAGGGAAGAUGUUCUGCCGACCGACAGGUUUGCACACGUCGAUCCAGACACAGGCAUUGAAACAAUGGAGGAAAGUUUUGAAUUAAAGAAAGACAUUUACCCCAUCCACAUUAUUCAAGAAAACAAGAAUGGGAUACAGGGCUCAUGUUGUCACUUUAAUGAGAGGACGGAAAUCACAAAGCAUCUCCGCUCCAAGUCUCUAACACCGUUGAUUAAUUUGGAGGAGACUCUGCAAAGAUACGGCCGCAAGCUUGUUGUGGUGGCGUCUCAAAAUCUGCGAUUCCGUACGCUGAUUGGAAACGAGGGCGAUCCUGAUUUGAAACUUACCGAUGAUUCUUACUGUUUGUUGGAAAGAGUGGGGCGGGCACGCUGGCAAGGGGCGCUGCAGAGUGAACUGCAUGGAAACUCUUUCAAGACCGACGCUCGAAAGUUGCACUACAUGAGAAAGUCUCUCGUCAAACAUGGACUGGUCAGCAUGCAGUCUCAUGUCAGACGAUUAAAGACGGGACAACAGCAACACUCCAUACUUCUGCUCCUUAAUCGCUUCCAUGUUAACAGGAGGAGUAAGUAUAACAUACUCAUGGAGCAAGUGUCCAACCUCCUCCAGCAGGUACCUGGUCAGUGUGCAUCAUUGAACUCAGUCAAACAACAGCUUAAUGUGAAUGAAGGCACGAGUAAGCGUGUAUUUCAGUACAUGCGAACUGCAAAGUUGGUUGAGUUUUGCCAGUUACCUGUGGAGGAAUUUGAUCCUACCGCCAAGCGCUUCCUCAGCAAAAAUGGGAAUAAAUUGCUUGUGCGCGUUGUUAGACUGUUGAAGCCAUACUCAAAGAAAGGUGUCCCUGAUGAUGAUGACGAUGAUGACGAGGAAGAGGAAGACUACAGUGGAAGAAGGAAUAAAGCUUUUCCUCCUGAGGGGCGAAUCAUGGAGAAGGAUAUUCUGUCACAGGCUUAUCACAUUGUAUCAUCCUGUGGCACAAAGGGAACCCCCCAGUCUGAGAUCGCAUACAGACUGAAUGUUGGUAAACUGGAAUCACGUAUGCUCUGCCGAAGACUUGAGAGGGAAGGUUUAAUUAAGGGAUUCAUGGUGGAUGUGGGUCGGCAGAGGACUAUAAACUAUAUCACCCAUAAGUGCGUUGGUGCAAGCAAUCAGCUCCAGCUUUUUGCAAAAGAACAGGAACGCAAGGAACUCCUGUAUUCCUCUGCCCCACAGACAUCAGAUAAAGCACAAGUUGCCCCUAAAAUACCACCACGAGCAAAGUCAACAGAGAAAGGAAAAAACAAAUGUCCUGCAGUGCAGAAAAUUGAGAAUGCAGGUGAAGGAGACAAAGAUUCUGAAGAGGCUGGGCUGUCCCUUGACAUUGGAGCAGUGGAGGUGGGAGAUGAAGAGUUGAAUCAAGGCAAAGAUAAAGCAGGAAGAAAAUCGGGAGCCACAAGGAAGUCAACAGUGAAAACGGUUGUGACAGUGAAGGAGGCACAACCUGACACACCAGAAAUACAACUGCCACCAGAUGAAAGUGAAUCCCCAGCAUGCAGCCAAUCCAAGACCAGUAUGACACCUGAUGCUCCCAGAGCUGAUCAAGCUGGAACAGCAGAAGAUCAAUCUAAGUUGACCACUGCAAGCUCUGCAUCUCAGACUGUUACAGCAGCUGAAAUACCUCCUGUAAUUCAUGUUGUGGUUGUUGAAGAUGGUGAAGAGGAUUGUCAGCAGAAGGCAACACGUCGAUCAAAAUCCAAAAAUCCUGCGCCAAGGUCUCAUGAGACAUACCGUCUGUUGAAGAGGAAGAACCUGAUCGUUGAGGCUGUCCGCAGCUUAAAAGUCAUAGAGGGUCUUUUCCCACUACAGAAGAUGAUCAAUGAGGAGGAAAAGCAGGAUGGAAUCAGCUCAAAGUGUUGCAAGAAAACAAUUUUACGUCUUGUUCACAGUCUGUCUAGAGAAGGCUUGCUUAAGAUUUUCAAGACCACUGUCAUACAGGAUGGGAUUACUAAAAAGGUUGAGAUGAUUGUCCAUCCAUCUAUUCAGCCCAGUGAUGACAUCUUGCAACGACUUAUUGAGCAGGUCCGCUUCAAGAUCUCCAGCUCUUACACAGCAGGACGGCUGCAACAAGCUGAAGAAAAGAGCAGACAAGAAAAGAGAGAAUACAAGGAGUUGAUGGGGCAACCUUUUAAAGCCCAAAAGAGCGAGGCAAACAAGAAUAAAAAAGAUAGUGACAACUUCAAGCCCACUACAGUUAAAGGCCAGGGUAAGAGCUUUGGCUUCCAGCCUAAGAUGCAUCGUCUACGAGUCAUUCACACUUUCCUCUGGUACUUGAUCUACGGACAUCCACAGAGACACGGCUGCACUGUCUCAACCACUGAAACACUGGCAAACCUACACAGCCCUGUAACUACAGCCCCAAACCCAGACGGCCAUGAAAAUCAGGACCUAAAAGACACACAAGAUGGACAAACUCAGACAGAUUCCACUGAGUCUAAAAUGGACCUGACAGCAGGAGAUGAAGAGGAGGACAAGAGUAAGGAAGCAACACCUGGUCACUCUCAGUCUGUCAUGAAAGUGUAUGCUGAUGAUGAGUCCUGGAAGAAAUUCAUUCCUCCUGUGCGUGUACGUAAAGGGUUUAGCUCGGGCUGGGCAAUGGUGGGCGACCUACUUCUCUGUCUGCCUUUAUCCAUCUUCAUUCAGGUCAUACGGAUCAACUAUAAGGUGGACGGACUGGAGGAAUAUCUCAAUGACCCUGAGAAGCAACAUUAUCUUGUUAGAGCCCUGCCCGCCAAAAUGAGAAGACAGCUGCUUUACAAACGGAAAUACCUGUUCUCAUUUCACGAGAACCUGCAGAGGUUGAUCUACAUGGGUCUGCUGCAGUUUGGUCCUGUGGAAAAGUUCCAGGAGAAAGACCAGGUGUUUUUGUACCUGAGACGAAACGCCACCAUUGUAGACACCACCAACGCCGAGCCUCACUACUGGCUGGUCACAGAGUCACCUGACAAACCAUUUGAGAGGCGCAAGUACACCUUCAACACUGCUGAGGAUGUGGAAAACUACUGGUUUGACCUGAUGUGUGUCUGCCUCAACACACCACUGGGGGUUAUCCGGAGCAAGAGAAAUGUCACAGAGCAUGACACUGCUCCUUCUUUUGUGCAUGAUCGCAACGUGUUUGUUGGAUUGUCAUACAUGCUAAAAGGCAGUUCUGAGGUUUGCGAUGAAGGGACGAUACCAGGAGAUGGUAAAGGAGCAGGAGGUUUGGAUUCUGAGUUUUUUGGUCACUUGAAACGAAACUGGUUGUGGACCAAUCAUCUUCUUGUUGUCAAAGAGAAAACAGCUGCUUUUGAAGAGAAGGAGCACAGCAUCAGACUAAAGAGCCUGUUGAGUAAAAAUGCUCUCAGGUUUGCUUUUACAGCCGGAGGAACUACUUCACCUCGUUAUUUAACACCCAAGCAACCAUUGGUGGCAGAAAAAGUUGAGGUGGGGAUAGAGCCUUCUACCAGAAACAAGAAGGUGGUCGGUGGGAAGGGACAGAAGAGGAAGAGGACCAAAAAGGAGGUUGUCAAGGUCCCACGCAAGAAGAAAGAGCCCAAGAAACGCACACCAGCCCACGAUGAGGUGGACCACCAAGCUUUGAAGAUGAUGACCCGACAUCGAGUCUAUUGGUCUGUACAGGAAGACUCACUGAUGAUGCUGUGCAGUGUGGCCUCACAGCUACUAAACAGCAAGUUAAAGAGGCCGUUUGUACCUUACUGUUUUGUGAGAGACCUGCUCCACGCAGAGUUUGAGAUAUCAGCGGAUAAAACAUCUGUUGCUGUUGGUCGUCGCACACGUUACAUCCUCAAGAAUCCUCAGACGCUUCUGAACUUCAGGAUCUGUCUGGCGGAGGUUUACCAGGACAAAGCUCUCAUGAGACAGUUGGAGGAGGAGAAACCUUGUGAUCCUAACAACCUUGAGGAUUGUGCUAAAGCCUUCUCGGAGUACACAAAGCUCCUCAGACAGAAGUUUAGCUCUGUCAUGUGCAGUCAUGAUAUGAUUAUCCCUGACACAAAACUGGAACUUUUCUCACGGUUCAAGGUCUCUGCAAUAGAGAGUAGAAAGCUGGUGUUGGGCAAAGAUUUUCUCAACUGCACUGAUGACAUUCACACCAUUGUGUUACAUAACUUGAUCCAGAGCACUCUGGCCAUGACCAACAGUCAGAUGAAGUCAUCCAGAUCCUUUCAGACCUUUCACAUGUACAGUAAAUACAACCAGGAUCUGUUGUGCCAAGUGUUCAUACAGUGCCGAAAGAGAGGUCUAGUCAACCGGCGUCGCAUCAAUCAGCCAUUUGGCCCAAAGAAGAACCGAGGGCUGCCCAUCCUUCCCAUGUCCUACCAGAUGUCUCAGUCCUACUACAGGUGUUUUUCUUGGCGUUUUCCACACACGCUGUGCUCCGAUUCCUUCCGCUUUUUGAGGACUCUGAUUAACAACGGGCAAGGAGACAACAGACCUGUCACUGUGUUUAGCCAUGAAACUGAAAGCAGGUCAGACAAUGGGGAGGAAGUGUUGGAGAAACAAAAAGGGUCAAACAGUAAAAUGAAGCAAAGUGGAGGAGAGGCCAGUGGCACAUCGGUGAGUCACCUGGACAUAAAACCUAAGGAGGUAAACACAGAGUCAGCAAAGGAUGGAGAGAAUGACCAGCUGAUGGAGGUUGACUUGAACAGUGAGGCGAAAACGGAUGAACAGAAAAAACAAAACUUCAAACACGUUACCAUCAGCUCUGGUGAAGAUCCAGUGAGCACAGAGCAGACACGCGAUCAUCUCCCCAAAGAAGGACCAUCAGAAGUGGACGCAGCUUCAAACACAGCAGCUCCAGUUUCUGAGGAUCCUCAAGAUGCAUCUGACCUGUUGAGACUCUCUCUGGACUCUCCAGGUGGAACCUGUGCGGUGUUUCUCAGCCUAAUGACUCUGGGACUGCUGAACGUGCACGUGUCUGUACCGAAACAGAUGGUGUUGGUGGACAGCAGCCUGAUGGACAGCAACCUGGUGGACAACGAUAAGAGUGUGGCAUUGGAAGAUGAUGACGAUGAUGAAGAGGAUGGUGAGGAGUGUGAGGGAGGAAAGAAGCUGAAAGUAAAGGCACAUCAAGCCUCACACACCAAGUACUUGAUGAUGCAAGGUUUCUGCCGUCCUGGAAUAGUCAGAAUACGUAACCUCAACACCAGUGAUAACAUUGUUUUGGAGUCAUGUAUUAUCAAAAUGCAGCUGCGCAACACUCCUUCUCACCACAUGUUCACUAUGGAGAACUCUCCACCACUGGACUUGAAUAAAUGUGGUCCCUCCCUGCUGCCCUCCUUCCUCACCAGCUCCAUCUGUGUCUCCUCCUCUUCACACAGCAUAGAGGAGUGUAACAGCCGUUUGAUUGAGCAAAGAGGAUACACUCCUCAGGACAUUGAAGCAUGUGCUCAGAUCAGGAGGAGCUUAGAUGAAGCUGGUGAGAAUGGCUUGUACACGCGUGACCUCUACCAGACUUAUGCUCACCUGGUUGAGCCUCAGUCUGGACGCACCAGGAGCCUGCAGAUGUACAUGAAGGACUUUCAAGAAGAAGGCCAAGUGUUAAAAGUUGGGGCGAUGGGAGUCCAUUAUGUGCUCAUACAGCACGCUGAGCCAUGGCUGCUGACUAUUAACUCCAAGCAAUGGUCCCAGACACGCUCAUCAAACAGACUCCCAUUUUUCAAGAAGAGACGCAGACAGGGAAACCGACAGGAGACAGAGGAACCACCAGCCAAAAAAGCUGCCACGGAGGAGAAAGAAGAGCAGGACGCAGGAGAGAAGUCAAAAGACACAACAAGAGAGGAAAUGAACGACGAAGAAACACAGAUGGAAAAUGGGCAGGAGAGGACAGAUGAAGACGGUGGAGAGAGACAAGGUAGUUUGAAAGAAGAUGGAGAAAAGCAGACAAGGCAAGAACAUGUUAAGAUGGGAGAGGAGGAGGCAGGAGAGGAGAAGGUGGGAGAGGGGGAGAAGGAAGGAGACGCGAAGGCGGGAGAGGAGAAGGCAGGAGACGCGAAGGCGGGAGAGGAGAUGGAAGAGGUGGAGGAGGAAGAGAGACAGGAAGAGAAGAGACAAUUGAGAUCUAGAGAAAACAGGAGAAACAAUGAAGGAGUUGAGGAUGCUCAUUCUCCCCCGACAGGAAUAUCUGAUGUUGAAGAAAAUAUGAGUUUCAUUAGUCGGCCGUGGCGUAUGGUGGACGGGAAGUUGAACCGCCUGGUGUGUAAGGGCAUGCUGGAGGCCCUUCUUUACCACAUCAUGUCCCGACCUGGACUCACACAGCAGUCGCUGGUGGAACAUUACAAAGAUGUGCUGCAGCCAAUGGCGGUUUUGGAACUUGUGCAGGCACUGAUAGAGAUGGGCUGCGUAAACGAAAGAACUUUGGUCAAAUGUCCAAAACCUUCACUGUUCUCUCGCUCUGUGCAUCAGGCCAGAGCAGAGAUGACGGAGAAGAAGAUUGAGGCUCCAGACACUGUGUUUUAUGAGCCCUCCGUCAGCUGCUGCCUGCAGCUCUGUCGGGUCUUACCCAACGAACGUUUCUGGAACGACUCUCUACCAUGAAAGCAUUCGUCUGACCUGACUGGACCGGGAUUCAUAUCAUGAAGGUAAUAAGGCUUUUGAAGGUCAGGCCUCAAGAAGUUGAGUUGAGACAUUUUUAGCAAAAAUCAAGACUGUUUCUGAUGCUUUAAUAAUGAAUAAUCAAAUGUAAUAUCAUCAUUUCUGGUUUUACAGAAGGGAGGUUUCUUUGUGGUUGUUUUUUUUAAUACUAAAAUCAAAUUAAUUUUCUUUGUC
Molecule: messenger RNA, 7244 nt
Organism: Solea senegalensis (Senegalese sole)
Lineage: Eukaryota; Metazoa; Chordata; Actinopteri; Pleuronectiformes; Soleidae
Product: general transcription factor 3C polypeptide 1
Exons: 40
Coding region: 252-7013 (2253 amino acids)
Biological process (GO): 5S class rRNA transcription by RNA polymerase III; transcription initiation at RNA polymerase III promoter
Cellular component (GO): transcription factor TFIIIC complex
Molecular function (GO): DNA binding
Source: RefSeq, a predicted model, not a curated record